This is a messenger RNA of Camellia sinensis, 399 nucleotides long. Lineage: Eukaryota; Viridiplantae; Streptophyta; Magnoliopsida; Ericales; Theaceae. The record is from RefSeq and is a predicted model, not a curated record.
AUGGAGAAGAUCUUCAAGCAGAAUUUUAACAUUAGAGAAGGAGAGAAGUUGUUCAAGGCUUCCCAAUGCUAUUUGUCAACAACAGCCGGUCCUAUAGCAGGCCUCCUCUUUAUCUCAACCGACAAGGUUGCUUUCUACAGUGAGAGAGCAAUCAAAUUGUCAUCUCCGAAUAGGCAGCCAGUUCGAAUCCAUAACAAAGUCGUGAUCCUACUAGUAAAGAUAAAGAGAGCCAAUGAGAGCCAAAACACGAAGAGACCAUCGUGGGAGUACAGAGAAAUAGAAACUGUGGACAAUUUUGAUUUCUGGUUCAUGGCAUUGCUGAAUUAUCGCAGAACCUUCAAAUAUCUUCAAGGGACUCUCUCAAUCUCAGCUCAAUACUUACAACUUGAUCAGAAGUGA